AUGUCUCUUCGUCUUCCUCAAGCCCCAAACGCGGGUCUUUUCAAGCAAGGUUACACAUCUCAAAGUAAUGCCGAUGGUGCUGUCAAUAGAAACAUCGCUGCGUGCAGAGAAAUCACAAAUAUGGUUUUGUCUUCAAUAGGGCCAUGUGAUUUACAAAAAGUUUUCAUUACAAAUGAUGCUGCUACAAUGUUACAUGAAUUAGAUGUUGUACAUCCAGCUGUCAAAUUAUUAGUCAUGGCUUCUGAACAACAAGAAUUAGAAAUGGGUGAUGGUACAAAUUUAGUCUUAGUAUUAGCUGGUGAAUUUUUAAAUGUUUCAGAAAAAUUAUUAACUUUAGGUUUAAAUCCAACUGAAAUCAUUCAAGGUUAUCAAUUAGCAAGUAAAUUUGCCUUACAAACAAUUGAAGAAUUAUCUGUUGGUGAAAUUGAUGAUUUAUUAUCUGUUGAAAAUUUGAAAAAAGUUAUUAAACCAGUGAUAGCAUCAAAACAAUAUGGUUCAGAAGAUUUCAUUUCUGAUCUUGUUAGUGAAGCUGUUUUAAAUGUUUUACCACCAAAAAAUACAAAACAAUUCAACGUGGAUAGUGUUAGAGUUGUUAAAAUUAUGGGUAGUAGUUUAGAAAAUUCUCAAGUUAUUAAAGGUAUGGUUUUCCCAAAUCAACCAGAAGGUCAUAUUAAAAAUUUAAAAACAAGAUCAAAAGUUGUUGUUUUCACUUCACCAUUUGAUAUUUCUCAAACUGAAACAAAAGGUACUGUUUUAUUACAUAAUGCACAAGAAAUGUUAGAUUUUUCCAAAGGUGAAGAAGCUCAAUUAGAUCAAUUAGUUAAAGAAAUUUAUGAUUCAGGUGUUAGAGUUGUUAUUGCUGGUUCAGGUGUUGGUGAAUUAGCUCAACAUUAUUUGGAUCGUUAUGGAAUUUUGACAUUAAAAGUUUCAAGUAAAUUUGAUUUAAGAAGAAUAUGUAGAGUUUGUGGUGCAACUCCAUUACCAAGAUUAGGUGCUCCAAUGCCAGAAGAAAUGGGUGAUAUUGAUAUUAUUGAAACAAAAGAAAUUGGUGGUGAUAGAGUUACAAUUUUCAGACAAGAAGAUGAUAUUACAAGAACUUCAACAAUUGUUAUUAGAGGUGCUACAAAAAACAGUUUAGAUGAUAUUGAAAGAGCUAUUGAUGAUGGUGUUGCUGCUAUUAAAGGUUUAACUCAAGAUGGUAGAUUAUUACCAGGUGCAGGUGCUGUUGAAGCUGAAUUAGUACAUCGUAUCACUCAAUAUGGUGAAAGAACACCAGGUUUAUUACAAUUAGCUAUAAAACAAUAUGCUAAUGCAUUUGAAGUUAUUCCAAGAACUUUAGCUGAAACUUCAGGUCUUGAUCCAACAGAAGUUUUACCAAGAUUAUAUUCAAAACAUAGUACUCCAGAAGGUUUAUCAUUUGGUAUUGAUAUCGAUGGUGAUUCUUCAAAUGGUGUUAAAGAUAUUAAUGAUGAAGGUAUUUAUGAUUUAUUCUCUGCUAAAAAAUUCGCAAUUGCUGCUGCUACAGAAGCUGCUACAACUGUUUUAUCUGUUGAUCAAAUUAUUAUGGCUAAGAGAGCUGGUGGUCCUCAAGUUCCAAAACAACCAAGACCUGGUAACUGGGAUCAAGCUGAUUAA
Messenger RNA from Hansenula ciferrii, 1635 nucleotides. It is a transcript of the gene CCT8, whose product is annotated as chaperonin-containing T-complex subunit CCT8. The record is from RefSeq and is a predicted model, not a curated record. Gene Ontology annotation, cellular component: chaperonin-containing T-complex. NCBI's taxonomy places the organism in Eukaryota, Fungi, Ascomycota, Saccharomycetes, Phaffomycetales, Wickerhamomycetaceae. The transcript is spliced from 2 exons. Bases 1 to 1635 code for a protein of 544 amino acids. Gene Ontology annotation, molecular function: ATP binding; ATP-dependent protein folding chaperone; ATP hydrolysis activity. Gene Ontology annotation, biological process: protein folding.